CUUGGGGAUCAGCAGUUCAGCCUCCACACAGGGGACGAAGUUGCCAUCAUCCCACCUCUUAGUGGAGGUUAGGUCUAGAAAGAUACUCACAGAGAAAUCAUGAAUGGACUUGAGGAUGAACCCAAGGAUGUGAUUCAAUUGAAGUAUGAGAAGCUCUCAUUAGAUGAAGUUGCAGCCCUGGUCAUUUCUCCCUGCUGUGGAGCUGUAUCUUUCUUUGUAGGCACUACAAGGAAUAACUUUGAAGGGAAAAAAGUCGUACAGUUGGAAUAUGAAGCUUACACAACAAUGGCAGAAGCUGAAGCAAAGAAGAUAUGCAAAGAUAUCAGAUUGAAAUGGCCUUCCAUGAAGCAUAUAGCAAUACAUCAUCGACUUGGUUUGGUUCCCAUUAGUGAAGCCAGCGUGAUUGUAGCCAUCUCUUCCCCUCACCGAGCAGAGUCUCUCAAUGCCUUGCAAUAUUGCAUCAAUACUUUAAAAGCUACUGUCCCCAUAUGGAAAAAGGAGGUGUAUGAAGAGGAUUCUGCUUGGAAAGGAAAUAAGGAGUGCUUUUGGAUCAAGGGAGAAAAAUAAAAUAUUAAUGAACCAAAAAGAGAAGGCAAAGCUGGCUCAGGGUGUUAAACUGAACUGAGAAAUUCAAUUCCGUUUUUGGUUGAUCGUUUUGAGAGAUGCAGGAAAUAUUUGCCACAUGGCCAACUGUUUAAAAUAUACAAUGUUUAGAUUUCUUUCUCUGUGUUAAUAAGCCUUAAUCCUUAAAAACAGAACAUUCAAAUAUAGAAGUGUAUUCCAAAAUUGAGCUAGUACAAAUUAUAAUUCUCCAAUUUUGAAAUGGAAUGAGAUAAUGAAAUCAUUUAUUUAGGAAUAUUAUUGCUUUCAUGGGCUUCUUUGAAAUCAUUGUCAGUUUAUUCUUUCAGAUCAAAUGUUUUGAGUAUCUCCAAAUUCUGUGGAGUAGCUGAAGCAUUGUGCAGUAACAGUAACACGAAAAAAUGUAACUUUCCCUAUCUUACUUUUGCUCCCUAUCAUAAAUUUAGGUGAUUUGCCCAGUCAUCAUAAAAUUGAGGUGACGACCAGAGAGUUCUCACUAAUUCUAUUAAAAAUAUAGAAAAAGUUAUUUAGAUAUGCAAAGUGUCAUAGGAAACAAUUAAAAAUUUACAAUUAUU
Molecule: messenger RNA, 1154 nt
Organism: Thamnophis elegans (Western terrestrial garter snake)
Lineage: Eukaryota; Metazoa; Chordata; Lepidosauria; Squamata; Natricidae
Product: molybdopterin synthase catalytic subunit-like
Exons: 5
Coding region: 100-567 (155 amino acids)
Biological process (GO): Mo-molybdopterin cofactor biosynthetic process
Cellular component (GO): cytosol
Molecular function (GO): molybdopterin synthase activity
Source: RefSeq, a predicted model, not a curated record